CCUCUCCUUUUGCGCACCAGGCGCUCCCACCCUCGGCUCCUCUCUUCGCACACUGCGCUCUCAUCCUCGGUGCGGCUUGUGUCUCUGCCUACUCCUGUGCGUAAGAGCGCACAGAUGGAUAUGUAAAGUGAUGCACUCCUGAAAAACGCGAAAUCUGAGCCUGCCAAAGCCAUUCUGGGGAAGACGCAUAGAUGCGCAGCAGAGAGAGCAGCCAGUCAGAUUAAGUUCAGUUCAGUUUCUUUUUUUUCCUGCGCGUUUUUGUUUUGGAUGAUGCUAUGUGAGUAAAGAUGUCCAUCUGCGCGGAUGACGGUGCGUUGCUACUCGGAUGUAUGUCCCUGGACUUUCCAGCAUACCAUGACCGUGCGCCUUUGUUCCUCUCUCCAAGUCUUUUCCUUUCCGCUUGAAGUUGACCGGAGGCACAAUGAGAGGGAAAUACUUUCUCCUCGGCUUCUUGUUGCUCAAACUUAUGGCUCUCGUGUGCAAGGCUGACGGGGAGCCAGGACUGCUCGGCGGAUUCGUCAUGAUCACCACCUCCAACGGUUCCAGGGAGGAGGAGAGCGUGUCCGAGGUGACCCCACACACGGAGGACCAAUGUCGGGGUUACUACGACGUGAUGGGCCAGUGGGACGCGCCGUUCACCUGCAAAACGGGCAAUUAUCUGUACUGCUGCGGCACCUGUGGCUUCCGCUUCUGCUGCUCCUUCAGGCACUCGCGGCUCGACCAGACCACCUGUAAAAAUUAUGACGCUCCGGUGUGGAUGAAGACCGGGCAGACCCCCUACAAAAAGAUGAACAAGAUUCACGACAGCACCAAAGACAAGACGAACUUAAUAGUUUACAUCAUUUGUGGAGUAGUGGCCAUCAUGGCUCUUGUUGGGAUUUUCACCAAACUGGGGCUGGAAAAAGCGCACCGGCCACAGAGAGAGAACAUGUCCAGGGCCGUCGCCAGUGUGCUGCAGGGCGGGUGUCCAGGUGAGCAGUAUCGGGGGGAGGAGGCCCUUGGGAUGCAUUCGCAGCACUUUGUUUCCAGGGCCACAAACCUGCAGGGUGGCCAGAUUAAUAACAACGUGGCACCGGGGUCAAACAUGGGCCAUCAGCACCCUUAUCCUGCCCUCAGCCAGCUGGCUCAUGUCUACGAACAGCAGCAGCAGCAACAGCAGCAGCAGAACAAGGAUCUGAACAAGUAUGCCUCUCUGAAGGCUGUAGCUGCCAAGUAUAAUGGUGAACUCUACAACAAGCGUCGACUGAUGGUAGAGCUGCCAGCGAAAGGUGGCCUACCUCUGCAGCCUAUGGGCAACUCCAGACCCUCCAUGGGCAACAUGUCGUCAAUGACUCCACCAAUGACUACCAACCCCAUGGCUUCAAACCCUAUGACUUCCAUGAAUCCCACCAUCACCCAGAUGACUUCAAUGACGCCCAUGACGUCUAUCACUCCAAUGACAUCUAUGACACCCAUGACCUCUUUGACACCUAUGACCUCGCUCACCCCGAUGACCUCCAUGACUCCUAUGACCUCCAUGACUCCUAUGACCUCCUUGGGUCCACUGACUCCAGAGCCGGUGGCCACCUAUGUCACUGAGAUGCCCACCAUCUCCUCUAUCUCAACCCUCCCAACAGAACGGCAUUUAGCCGGUGCAGGAGGAGGGGGACUCAAGCCAAACGGCCAGAAACUCAAAAGCAGCCAUGGUCACGCUGCCCACAGCUCUCACACUCAUCUUCACAGCCACAGUAGCAAGCCGCCAGGACUUGGGGCUACCUCCCUGGCACACAUGGCGGGGACCAUGCCAGGUGGCACAUCCCUGGGCAUCUCCAGGGCCGCCGAGACCGCCAUUGGCCACGGCUCAGCAACAAUGGGCCGCCCACUGGCGUACAGUUCCAACACAAUCGCGGCUGGGCAUGCGAUGGGGCUGGGGUUGAAGGGCUGGGACGGGACUGAGACGGUGGGCCGGAGAAAGACCUACGGGCACAAGAGGCCUCAGUGUACCGUGCUGGAGCCAAACCAGCUCCACAGCACCAGAGGCCACAGCCACAGCCAACACUUCCUCCCCACACAGCCCUACUUUGUGACCAACAGCAAGACAGAGGUGACUGUGUGAGAGAGGAAGAAAGGGAGACAAAGAGUGGGAUAGGAUGCAUGUGGAGUGGUGGCACAAGUAAUCUCUGAGUGGAGGCGUCAACUCCUGGGGUGUUCAGAGGUGCAGAUCUACAUGUGUGUUUGUGUGAGGCUUGUUGGUUUACUGUGUCUGGGUGGGUUUCUCACUUCACAAACAGAGUUCACCAAUCAUAUCACUCAAUAGACCUUUAUUGUCAAGAGGAUGGCGCCUAAAUUGGUGGCAUCUGAAACCAUACUAACUAAGGGCCUACAGAGCAGGGAUGUCUGUACACUUGUGGUGACAUUAGAGUGUUGUCUCAGAGCUGAUAGCCACUCUGAAAUGAUAAUAUCUGAGUAAUACGGUGUGACUACACACAGUGGGAAACUGAAGAUAUGAAUGGACUGGCUUUAGGGACCAAACCUGAGAAGCAAUAUAAGGGAUAAAGUGUAAAGCACUGAAGCAUCGUGGGAAAGGAGAAUUACAGCAAGUUUACCCACAAGCCUUGCAUCAAGAGGUGUGCUCAUCUGCCCAACAAAGCACUGAAUGGCUUGGAAGAAAUAACAUUCCCUCAUGAUUCACACUCAAAUCUCCUGAGGGCUUUGAAGCAGCCACACAUGAUGAGGGCACUCGGCUUUGGACUGCAGACAUGCAGGGCUUUGUACUGUGGCUAUUCAGAAGCGCCUUCAUAAGCUCUGCAGCUGAAGGUCGCCCCUUUUUCCACACGACUCCAACAUGGAGAAUGGAGGCUGUCGCACUGGUAUUGUUCUGUUCUGAUCUCGUCUGUGUGGUGACAGUCAGCACAGACGAGGGAUAAGGAGGCAGGGAGGCAACAUCUGGGUGAUGCUGCAACUAGCAGAGGCUCCUUGGAGCAUCGUGCUUACACACACUUUAAGAAAUAUACAGACAGAUUUUCACACACAGAGAAAUAUAUUCUCUAGAAACACCACAGACAGAGUCUGACUGAUAAGGGUUUUUUUUAUAGAAUGAUAGCAGUAAUGAUGAAAUUUGUUUGCACUCGAAUAAUUUGAUUCACUGUUUCUCAUUAAUUAAAUCUUGUCAGUGAAUUUAGAUCAUCAAAGUAAUCUAAAACUCUUUUAUGAGCGCUCAAAAUUUUAAAAUGUAGAGAUGGCAGCUAAGUCAGAAUGACAGACCUUAUCCAGUCACUGACAGGAUGCAGUCUGGGAUACAUAACUGCUUUUAAAUUUGAAAAAAGACAAAAGAAUUGCACAUAUUUUGAGAGAUAUGCUUUCUUGCCAAGCAUUCGAUAAGAGGAUUGAUACCUCUUUUAUGUCUGAACAUUAAAAAUUAUGCUACAGGCAGCGUAGCUCAGAACAAAUACUAGAAACAGGAAGGGAACAGUUAGCCUGGUUCUGUGCAACAAUAAUGAAAUCUGCCUACAAGCACCUCAAAACAUCACUAACUAAUAUGUUACAUCCAGUUUGUUUAAUCUGAAGCUGAAGUGUAAAAAAAAAGGACAUCCUGUGGUUUAAAAAGGGUUAUGUGCCAGACUAACUGUGAAAUAACUUCACACUAGGUUGCCAGGCAACAAACUGCUGAACUAUUUCUCUGAAAGAAUAAAUAAAUUGUGCAAAAAAUAAAUCUGUUUAAAUGUAGCUGUGGUUAGGAAGGGCCUUGAUCAUGCUGGAAGUGGACAAGGUGACUUAUUUAAUCAGAAAUGUAUUUGAUGUAUUUAUCAGUUUGAGGUUAACACAUAAAAUAUGUGCAACCAUACAAUAUCCUACUAAGUGGACCAAAUAUCAGUUCUCACCAUGUUGUUUUUGCACAGAUUUUGUAUAGGAUGUUAUACUUGAUUAUAAUUGACCUUGAGACAAAAAAAAGUGCCGUGAAAAUAGGGUGUAACAGAAAUUAAAAAGACAGAUUUUAAGACACUGCCACAAGAAACUAGGCUUGAUUAGAUCACUCACUGUACUCAAGCUCUAGCUGGAAAAAGGAAACAUUACAACCAGCUGGAAAAAUCUAUCUGGGUUACAUGACUCAAACAUAAAAAUAAAUCCCUAAGUCUAACAAAUAGGCCAAAUCUUCUAAGGGUGUCUCCAAGCCUGUUGGCUGAUUUCUUUUUUAAGGUGAGAUGUUAGCAGCUGCAGCCACUGUUAUUUUCAAUUUGUCAUUUAAAGUGCUGCUUCCCCUUCCAUUAAUUAAAGAUGGAGUAUGAGCCUUUCAUAGCCUUGCAGUCGGUCUGAAAGUCGACCUUUGAACCUCAUUUUGAUUUGGUUUUGAGACUUUAAAAAAUGUAACCUGUGACAGGACACUGACGGCAAUCAUAGGCACUUUUACUAAAGUGGGUAAAACAGCAUAAAAAGUAACAAAUUCUCACAGUGAAAGUAGGUUGUGGUGGUGUAACAUUGGACUUUCUGUGAGUGAACUGCGCAUUUCAAGUGCAUGCAUAUGUCUGAGAUUGGAAGGGGCUUAGAAAAGAGAAGGUUAGUUUGUUUGCUUGUUUCUGCCCUUUCCAGAUACCAGCCUACUGCAGCUUUAAGUGAAUUAAGAUGAUCAGCUUAUAAUAAAAAUAAGAAGCAUUUGGUAUAAGUGUAAACUCUCAAAAUCUGUGUGCAGACCCAACUGAAGCACAAACAGUUGAUGAGUGGCUCAGACAGCACCACACUAACAAAGAUAGAUUGUGCGGACAUUUGUGAAUAGAGAACAAGCAAAAAAAAAUUCUAUUUUAAAGCAUAAUAAGAGGAAGAGGUGCACAUGACAAUCUGGUGAGAGACAUUGGCUUACAGAGUGUAUACCAGAGACACAUUUUAGUGCCAGAGUUACACACAGUUUGGGUACACUUUGUUACCUGCCUGCAUGUAGAUUCAAGGUGCAAAGGGGAACCCUAAUACUACAGCUCCUAAAUCAAAAGCCAGAUAGAACAACUAAGCCAGCUGAGUGUGAGAUAAGAGGGAGUAUAAGAGGAAUAUUCUUGCUUCAUGCUGUGGAACCUCCUGCUCCUUCGAGGGCCACAUGGCUGGAAACCUGAGAACAGAUUGGAGUCAUGGAACAGGAUUUAAGAAGUCUUCAGAGCAUUAAAAUGCGUCACCUAUACACCCACACCUGAACACAUGCGCGCACACAGACACACUCACAUCCACAGAAUAUAUUACAGGGUGGACUCUGCUUUUUCUUGUGCUCCCACAGUGCCAAGCGGCAGGUGUCAUCGCAGCAGAGAGACAAAGAGUCAGUACUGUUACUGCGCCUGUUGUACAUGAAAGACUGUGAAACUCCAGACCUUGGCCCCUUUGUAGCGAUAACUGAUAUUAUGCUUUUUAUAUAUAUAAAUAUACAUAGCCUUUCUCUCUUUAUCUAUUUCUUUUCAUCCUUUCUUCUUCUACACUUCUUUUCACCCUUUACUUCCUUUUUGCUCCCUCCAAGUCUGAAUGGAAGACCUUCAGAGCAGAAAUAUCAGAGAGGAACAAAAACACGUGGCUGUGAUUAAUCUUUUCUCUAACUCUGCCGUACAGUUAUGAUGAGACAGUGAGUAAUAAUAGUAAUUCACCUCCACCUUGAAAGACAAGAUUGGUUUCCCAAUGUGCAUUGUUCUAGCAGAAAAUAUAAGUGAUUGAUUGAUUAAAAAAAUGGAAUUCAGUUUGUGAGUCCUCCUGAACAUUGCGCACAUUUCACUGUCUACAAAAUUGUGUACAUCUAUGUGUGUGUGAAUCCAACUUUGCUAUAUGAUUAUUGUCUCUGAAAGAAAUCAUAACUCAAACAACCAUACCAAACAAAGUCAGUCAUAUAUAAAUGGGAUUUACAAUCCCAUAAACCUAUUUGGGUCCAAAUAGAAUCCUGUGAAGCUUUUGUCUUUGUUUUCUCUCCUUCCUCAUUGCAUUUACUUUCUCCUUUUUCUGACAGAUGGUGGUUUUGUUUGUGACAGAGUUGAGAAGCAGGUCAAUGUUUGCUGGAUGUACAUUAUCAGACCCAAUUGACUUAAUCCAGCAAAGCGGAAAUGUGGAAAUGAACCCUCCUUGCCAUCUCCUUUGCCUGCCCCAUUCUUAAAGCCCAUUCAGCUCUGCAAAAGCAGCCACUGGAAUGAUUGGUAAACAGACAGGACAGUGGAAACAUUUGGUAAACAAGACCAAAUAUACAGGAAAAAAUCCUUCAUCACUCACCAUAACAGUCAAAAUAAACCGAUAGAAAGCGAGGGAUUGGCUGCACUGGCUAGGUCACGGUUGAUAGGGUCAGGGGCACAGAUGAGUGGGUUCUGGAGGCAGUCGUGUCUGACAUUUUUCAUCAGACGAGUCAGUCGGACAAAAACACAGCGAAGACAAAAGGACACAGGUAGUGAGCAGGAUCCAAACAGCCAGGUCAGUUACAGAGCCACCAGGAACUGUAGAGUCACGAGUCUUUAUGUUCAUUAUUUAUUGAGAAGAUAAUCUGGGAGGCUCUUGUUUUGCUGCAAACAAUUUAGCACGUAAAUGUAGUGUUUGAACUCAGUGGCUCAACAUUCUGUAAUAUUAAAGACAGCACUUAAAACUGCAACAUUUAUGGUUAUUGGUUGAUUCACUCAUGAGGCCAAAUUACUGCAUCCAUAUUUUUCAUGCUAUUUUCAAGUUUUGGAAACUUUGGCGUGUGAAUUUCCACUGCCAACAGCAAUUUCUUACUGUCUAAAAUAGAGGAAACUAUUGUUGCUUGUUAAGUGUGAUUUACCGUUCACUCUUCUGAUGGAGUCUUACCUGCUCCACAACAGAUGAAAGGUUUAAGGCAGGAGUUGAUCCCUUUAGCGAUCAAGCGUACUUACAAGCUUUUUGCUGCUUCAAUAACUCUUAGCUGAACUGAUGUACAAUCCUGAAAACAAAAUGCCAAAGGGGAGCAAACAGUCCAGUGAGGAGAGAGUAGUUAGAAACUUGAGAGCUGUUGUGACUUUUUGUUCCAACCAUGUUCUUGACUGGCUAUGUAUGCUAACUAGUCUAAACUCCUAGAAUUGCAUAUCUCAGAAAGAUAACCACCUGAUUUUUGUGCUGCCACCUUACAAUGUGCCCAAGCCUUUUGUCAGUCACACCUCGCAGUAUAAUGCCAGUAAUCACCUUCACCUUUUAAACUUCUUACUGCCAAACACCUCCCAUGACACUGCCAAAUGAGGUCCAGCCUUAAGGACGAACACUCAGUGUGACCUUGUUGCUCUCAACCACCAAAGUCCUGAUUGCCCUGUAGGUCCACUGCCUGCCACAGUUUAAAGGUUGUUCUCUUAGUAUUUUUUCCCCUCCUUCCUGGCUGAAUGGAAGUCAAAUGAAGAGUGGAGGUGCAAUUGACCUAAUUAUAGUAAUCAGACCCGAAGUAGAGGGUGCAGCGGUUCACUGGUACAUUGAUCAGCAACACCAGCCGGAACAGGAAUCAGGCCAGUCGAGCAUGCAGCCUGUGAGUUAGUGCUUGCAAUGAAUAUGCUUUAGCCUUGAGGUAAUAAGUAAAUUUAUGUUAUAUGUAGAUGUAAUGCUUUGACAAGUUUUACACCCAUAGUUUCUGUAUUAAUGAAGAAGUGGAGCCACUAUAGACAAAUGAAGUACGUUUUGUAAUAAGCAACAAGCAAAAAAUGUAAAAUUCCAUCAUCGUUAUCUCUUGGGUGUACUUGUGUCACAGAUUAGGUAGUUUGGUGGUACAACCUUGUUUGCUGGAGCUUUGCACAGUACGACUUCAGAAUUACAAGUACUAAUUAAAAUCAAAAUAAAUUUCUACCAAAACAGGCAUUUUGGCACCAUUUCAGAAAUAUUUCCUGUGCAUACCGAGUGACAGUUGUAAGGAAUCACUGCAAGCCCUAUUUGCAUGGCACUGCGAUUACCUGGGGACUUCUAGCAGUUUGUCAUCAUUGUGGAGAUUCAGCGUGCAUCUGCCAUGUCUGUCAUUUUCAAAAUAACAAUUCCACUGCACAUUACCUUCCAAAUUUUAAUCAAAAACAAAGGUACUGUAAUAACUGUCCAACAUGAAUUGCUGUGAUUCAAGGUCAUUUUAAAAUAUAUUGGGGAGGUUUUUUUUGUUUUCUCCCCACCUGUCUUUGUCUCUCAAGAAAUAUGGAGGUGUCUUUGGCAAAAACAAACGAAAGCUUGGCUAGCAUACUGUGUGCAAAUUUCGGAGGCUCAUGUUACUAUGCAGCAUGAAGGCUCAACUGCAGAGAGAGCAAUUCCAAAUCCAACAGAAGAGUGAACUCUCAUUGCUUGUCCUAAUGAAUGCACCACACGACACACAUACAUGGGGUCCCCAUGUAGUACUAGUUCUGUAUGAAGGGCCUUAAGAUCUCAAAAAUCCUCAACUGCAUAUUAGCUGCUAGUAGACAACAAAUUCAGCAUGCCUCUAAUUCAUUAUCCAUGCUGAAUUAACCACUAGCAGUCAAGGCUGAUAUCUUUUUUCUAGAAACCGGUCACGUGAUAAGAGCAUAAGAAAUCAUGGGAAGGACAUGUAGUUUUCUAAUUAAUACAGGGUCAACAAUGUUUGAAAAAGUCUCAGUUUUAGGGGUUGUAAACUGCUGAGUAGAGUGGAUGCUAGAUGUAAAUGUUACACAAAUUAUGCGCUUUAAAACAAGAGUGGCUACUGCAACAGCAAUGAUCCCUCACUGGCUUCCCACCUGCAGAACACUGCCAAUUCUUCUCUUCCUUAAACCAGGUCUCUGCGACAGAUCUCUUUAGUCCUGCACUCCUCUCACUGCCAAGAGCCACCAGUGUUCCAUUGUUGUUGUAUGGCACCAACGCUGCAUGAAGCUAAUUUAUCGAUCCGCCCACAGCCAUCAACAGGCACAGUGAUCACAUUAGGACAAUCUGAACUAAAGGCAUUGAGCUGAUGUUGAGCUGGUUGGUAGGACUGUGUUUCAUGUGUCACAUUAAUAAGGGCACAAAAGAAAUGCAACCAGCGAGUGUGGCAGAUGAGCGAGACAAAUUCACCCACCUUCCCACUCACAAAAUACACAGACAAGUGUUAAUACUUACUAAACUAAUCAUAAAAAAGCCUGUGCUCCCACCAGCCCACAGACAAUUCAUAGAGAGACAGAAGCAACAGAGGUGAUAGAGAGAGUUAGUUAGAUGAGAUGCGAAUGGGAUAUGAAAUGGGGAUUGUGGCCUAAUAAUUUCCUCUCUCAUGGUUUGGCCCAUUAAUACAAUAAUCCAACCCGACUGGAGAAGUUGGCCUGAAACCAAGCUGUCUUUUUCAGCAGAGCAGCCAGCCGAUGCCAGAGAACCGCACAGUGGAAUAUCUCAAGGGAAUAUUCAAUAGGAGACAGAACAGGAACUGUACUGGGACCAGUGGCCAGGAGGCUUUAUGAGUUCUCAUUGUGGUCUUUCAUCACCAAACCCAGAGAAACAUGAGGAGGAGCUUUAGUGCUGCAACAGGGAUUCCACAGUCCACAGUGGCACACAAUACAGAAGUUAAUGUCAAUAGUUGACAGGCAGGAAGCUUUGAAUUACUGAUACUGCAAAAAAUGUUGGCGGUGCAGUUGCACGAAUGCUAACAGUUCCAUUUGGAAAGCUGUGAAUCAGAGACGACUGUUGGCUCACACACACAUCCACGCACACAAAAACUCCUUUGUCUAGUUAUUUCAUGUUGCAAAAAUGUUGUGAACUCUAUCAGAUCAUCUAUUGCUCAGUAGAAACUCAAAUUAAUCACAGAUUCCUCCAAACAGAUUGGCUAUUUCUAACAUGCUCUGGAACUUUUUGUCUGCUCCUGUUGUACUUUUUUUCUUUCUUUUACACUCUCUGUCCUAUUUAAGCUGAAGAUGUGAAGCAUGGAUUGUCCUCGAUGUCAGUCUGAAUCAGGAAAAUGCUGUUGUCUGUAAAUAUUCAUUUCAUGGUGGGGAAGUAGUUAAGAAAGUUUCCCUUAAUUAGUACAGAUCAAAUGCAGUAUACUCUUUUCAUUGAAGAAAAGACAGAGCGGCGUUGUCAUGAUUGGAAGAUGGGAUACAGUUGAUCGGAAUAACACUAAAGGGCUCAAACACAAGCAACAUUUCUCGCAGAUUUUCCUCCACUUGUUUCUUUUCUGUCCUUUACUGUUGCCUGGACUUGAUAGCAUUGUAAACAUUACAGCCACCGAGGAGCAGUGCGAUAAAAAGAAAAAUCCAUAUAUCACUAUAUUAUCAAAGGGGUUCCCAUCACCUAUGUUUACGACUUUGUAUAGCAUCAAUCUUUAUGCGCAAUGUUUGCACCAAUCCGGAGCCGCCUACUUAUGCACACUGAGAUGAAGGAGAUGCUGUGUUUGUUGUCCAGUGACGCUAAACAUCUGUUGUUGCAGGGUUUGCUCCAGUGGUGUGCUUUAUAUGUUUGGUUUUUUAUCAUGAGCCCAUAUUAAAUAUACUUACCGGACGGAUUUCAAUGACAGUGGAUGUGAAAAAUACUCUGGUUUAUGACCUCUGCUAUGGUCCAGAGCCAAGGGAUUUUCCAUUACUUUUGAAGAAUCAAUAAGCUAUUUGCGAUAUAACUACUAUCCAUUAGCGAGCAUAUCCUUUUAUAGAAUAACUCAUUGAUUAACUCAUUUUGGUGUUAAUCAUGCAUUACAUGCAAAGUUAUAUGAGAUCCAGUUUUCUAUUUUUGAUGUCCAGACCAGUUUGUGGUAUUUAUGCAUAUGUGUAUAUGGAUACAUAUGGCCCCAACACUGCAUUUAUGCGUGACUAGUAAGGCAUAUUUUUUAUGGUAGAACCCAUCUCCCACUAUUAUUUGCACAGUAGCUUAUAAUAUGCACCGUGAUGCCCCAUCGUCCUUUUACUGUUUACUGACUUUAUAAUUUGUGACAUUAAGUUAUGAAAAAGCUGUAUUUUGGUACUAUUCAGAUAUUGUUAAAAAAAAAUAAAGAAAUAUAGGAGACGUUUUGUCCAAGAAAUAUAUUACCAUAGUGUUGCUAUGACUGUCUGUUUUCUUUAUUUUGGGGAGGGAUGAUAGGGAUAUUUUUGUUCUUCUUUUGUUGUUGAUUUGCCAUCUGACAGUAUAUCACCAUUGUUCUAUAUACGACUUUCUUACGUGGCAAUAAAAGAUGACUUCUGUAAAA
Molecule: messenger RNA, 11050 nt
Organism: Acanthochromis polyacanthus (spiny chromis)
Lineage: Eukaryota; Metazoa; Chordata; Actinopteri; Pomacentridae
Gene: shisa9a
Product: shisa family member 9a
Exons: 4
Coding region: 422-2095 (557 amino acids)
Biological process (GO): regulation of AMPA receptor activity; regulation of short-term neuronal synaptic plasticity
Cellular component (GO): postsynaptic membrane; dendritic spine membrane; AMPA glutamate receptor complex
Source: RefSeq, a predicted model, not a curated record